This is a messenger RNA of Schizosaccharomyces cryophilus OY26, 1359 nucleotides long. RefSeq lists its product as uncharacterized. Lineage: Eukaryota; Fungi; Ascomycota; Schizosaccharomycetes; Schizosaccharomycetales; Schizosaccharomycetaceae. The transcript has a single exon. Bases 181 to 1197 code for a protein of 338 amino acids. The record is from RefSeq and is a predicted model, not a curated record. Gene Ontology annotation, molecular function: protein binding.
GUUCAAUUUUACACUUAACCACUUUGCAAGCAAAUUUGUAUAAAUCCUCGUUCCUCAGACGAGAGAGAUUAAAUGACUUAAUUUUUUGAUCGUUUAAAAUAAUUUGUGGAAGAAUACCGUAGAGACCGAUCUAGGACCGUUUCCUUCAUUAGCUACAAAUUCCUUUUUUUUUCCUGUAAAAUGUCUGAAUUAGAGGCUGAACUUAACAGUAUUCGCGAAAAAUUGAAAGAAAAUAACCCUUCUGAAGCUAUCGUACUUGCCCAAGUGGCUGUAGGAAAGGCUGCUGAAAAUGAUGGUCGUGCUCAUGAAAUGCUUGGUGAAGCUUUCGCUGAGCUUGGAGAGAUAAAAAAAGCUAAGAAUGCUUUUCGAGAAUCAAUUAAAAGAAGCGAAAACUUACAAGAGGAUGCCGGCUAUGAAAAGUAUCUUUGGAUGGCCCAAAUUAUUGAAGAUAGUGAAAAAUCCUUAAUGCUUUAUGAUCGAGGAUUGACCAUUCUCUCACGGUUAUACGCGAUGAAUGCUGAAGAUUUGGAUGUCAAGAAAAAAUUACAGGGUGCGUACUGCAGUGUUGCUGAGCUUUUUAUGACUGACCUUUGUAUGCGUGAGGAUGCUGAAGGUCAAUGUGAUAAAUACACCAAUCUAGCUCUACAAAUUGACCCUACAAAUGCUGAGGCAUUACAAACACUUGCUUCUAUGCGCAUCAGUCAACAGAAAUUUGAAGAAGCGAAAGAGGCACUUAAACAAUGCUUACAGUCAAUUUCAAAUGCCGCUGUGGAAGACAGUAUCGAUCUUCCUACAUAUGCUAUUCGCACUUCUGUCGCAAGACUCUUAAUUGAAGUUGAAAUGCACCAAGCGGCCCACGAUUUGUUAAUUUAUUUGCAGAAAGAAGAUGAUGAGAUCGUUGAUGUAUGGUACUUACUUGGCUGGAACUGCUUCGUGGAAGCUCAGAAUUUACAGGAGCGAGGAAGUGCAUCAGAAGAUGACAUUAAAGAGCUGUUAAUCAGCGCCAAGUCGUACUUUUUGGGAGCAUUGGCUACUUACCAGAAAACGAUGUGGGAUGACGAAGGUAUUCUGGAGCAUAUCAAAGAAAUUCUACAAAUUUUGAAGGAACUCGGUGUUCCUGAUCCUGAAGAAGAAGCGGAUGAACCCGAAGAGUUUGAUUGGGAGACGGACAGCGACGAGAAUAUGCAGGAUUCGUAAUGUUAAUAUUUCGACUCUGUUAACUAAUACUUGACGAAUUUGGGUCUGGCAUAUACUUUUUUUGGUUUAUAAAAAUUAAUAUAUUUUAUUGGGGUUCUUUAGAUAUUUCUAUGUCUAUGCAUCAUGAUCGGUUAGUUGUAUCAUAAGUUAUCUAUAAUUUUC